Coffea arabica (coffee) is the source of this 3289-nucleotide messenger RNA. The record is from RefSeq and is a predicted model, not a curated record. Lineage: Eukaryota; Viridiplantae; Streptophyta; Magnoliopsida; Gentianales; Rubiaceae.
GCAUUGCAAAAGGUUUUGCCAAUAUAAAUUAGCUUCUUUCUUUGGUUCAAUUCAUCUAAAUAUUUUCUUCUGCUUAAAUUCAAAGUUUUCAGAACGUAGCUUUACAAUAUACAAGGAAUUUCUACAUAUUUGUCGCAUCUGUUGUCGCCUCGCAGGAGUAUUCAUUCCCUCUCAAGUCACACGUGAUGGAAGCAUUUGUGGGAAUUCUCGUAGAUACUUUGAAUUCCAUGAUCAAGAAGGAGCUUGGAUUGCUUUGUGGCGUUCGAACCGACAUGCAAAAGCUUUCACGCUUGCUCUCCACCACCAAGGCAGUGCUUGAAGAUGCAGAGCAGAAGCAAUUCACAGAAAAGGCGAUACAACUCUGGUUUAAGGAGCUCAAUGUUGUUGCAUGUGAAAUCGAUGACAUAUUGGAUGAUUACGCAGCUGAAGCCUCAAGAGUCAAGUACAAAAAUUCUGGUUGUUUUAGUUUGAUGUGUUACCCUGUAGCAGGAAACUUAGUGUUUCGUCACAGGAUUGGGACAAGGAUGAAGGAGAUCCUUGAAAAAUUUAAUGCAAUAGCUGAUGAGCGAAUAAAGCUUGGUUUGAGUGAUCAGAAGCGUGGGAGCAACCACUUUCAGGUUGAUUCCACUGCAACACGUGAGACUGGUUCCUUGCUAAAGGAACCUGAUCUAGUCCUUGGAAGGGACGAGGAGAAAGACAAGAUUGUGAAAAUAUUGGUGAAUCAAGUCAGAGAUAAUCAAAAUGUAUCAGUGCUCCCUAUAGUGGGUGUUGGAGGCCUUGGAAAGACAACACUUGCCCAAUUGGUGUUUAAUGAUGAGAACAUAGCCAAGCCUUUUGAGCCAAAACUAUGGGCUUGGGUUUCAGAGAAAUUUGAUGUGAAGAGCAUUAUAAAAGCCUUAAUUGAGUCUGUAGAAAAGACUUCUAUUGGAGACUUACACUUGGAUGCUCUCCAAAGAAAGCUUCAAGAGUUGUUGAGAGGGAAAAGAUACUUGAUUGUACUGGAUGAUGUCUGGAAUGAGAAUCCACAGGAAUGGGAGGAUUUGAAAUCUGUUCUGCAAUGCGGAUCAAAAGGUAGUUCAAUUGUCACGACAACUCGCAUGGAGAAGGUAGCUGAAAUAAUGGGCACAUUAGAGACACAUCGUCUAUCGAGUUUGUCAGAUGAUCAGUGUUGGUCACUGUUCAGGCAACGGGCAUUUGAUUGUCAGCAGAAGCAAGACAGACUUGAAGCUGUUGGAAAAGAGAUUGUAAAAAAGUGUGGUGGUGUUCCACUAGCUGCAAAGGCUCUUGGAGGCUUUCUACGAUUUAAGUCGGAAGCGGAAUGGAACUCUGUGAAAUGCAGUGAGCUUUGGAACUUACCUGAAGAUGAAACACGUAUCUUGCCCGCAUUGAGAUUGAGCUACCUUAAUCUUCCGGUAGAGUUGAGAGGUUGCUUUGCAUAUUGUGCUGUAUUUCCCAAGGGCUCUGAAAUUAAAAAAGAAGAGGUAAUACAUUUGUGGAUGGCAAAUGGAUUGAUUACUUCUAAUGGAACGAUGGAAGUGGAAGAUGUUGGUGAUGCUGUGCUGACUGAACUACAUUAUAGAUCAUUGUUCCAAGCUGUGAGGAAAGAUGUGUUUAGCUAUGGCAGUGUCCCUGCUUUUAAGAUGCAUGACCUUGUCCAUGAUCUGGCUCGAUCCGUAAUGGAGGCUAAACACGGUGGAACAGAGUCAAACAGAACCAUGAUGUUGGAUAUGCCGAAUGAUCGGCUAACAGUGGCUUUUCCUAUUACAAUCACAGGCACUGACCGGUUCUCUUCUUUCUUGUCAAAAUGUGGUUCCCUGAGGGCUCUCAUUAGAAGGUCAGCGUAUUGGAGAGAGAAGUUUGCAGAGCUGCCACCUGCUAAUUUGCAAAUUUUAAACCUAAAUGACUGUCACAAACUUCGGUGUCUGCCCAAAGGCAUGAGAUUCCUUAGAAAUCUUCGACAUCUUUGUCUACAUGGGUGUGCGAGUUUGACUCACAUGCCAAGUGGAAUUGGGAAGCUGACUUGCCUGCGGACAUUGAGUAUGGUCGUCUUGGGUGACAAAAAAGGCCUCCGACUAAGUGAGUUGCGAGACUUAAAUAUGCUUAGAGGAGAACUAACAAUUGAGCACCUUGAUAGGAUUGAAGACAAAAAGGAUGCAGAAGCAGCUUGCUUAAUUAAAAAACAGAGUCUCCGCGAGUUGAAUUUGCAUUGGGAUUCCGAAAGAAUGUUUCAACAGUACAAUGAUGAGGAAGUGCUCGAAGCCCUCAAACCCAGCCCCAACCUUCAACGGCUGCAUAUAAAAGGCUUCAAAGGUUCAUCAUUUCCAUCUUGGAUUUCAUUGAAACAACUGGAGUUAGAGAACUGCCCGAACCUAAAAGGAAUGUUAGGAAGAGAAGUCCAAGGUACUCCAGGGGUGUUCUCUCAACUUCAAUCCUUGUCCUUUAGGGAUUGCCCAACGUUGACAUUGCCAUUGCCACGUAUGCCGUCCCUAAAGAGGUUACACAUCCUGGACUGCCCGAACUUGGCAUGGGCUUCAAUCUCCAAUCUCACUAGUCUUAAUUCCCUUGAAAUUGUGGGCAUUAAAGGAUUGAGUUGUUUUCCAGAAGAGAUGCUACAAAAUCUUAGUCUUCUUGAAUCCCUGGAAAUUAGUUAUACAACGGAUCUGCGAGCCUUACCCAGAAGCUUGGCUAGCCUCACGGCUUUGAAGGAAUUGACCAUCAAGCACUCUCCCGAGCUGGAGUCACUGCCAGAAGAAGGAUUGCGAGGCCUUGCUUCUUUGCAGGAACUAUAUUUGGUCGAGUGCUAUAACUUGGUGAGCCUCUCAAUGGGGACUAAAGCCCUCAAUUCCUUGACUCAUCUAAGCAUCCAAGGGUCUUACGCGACAGCUCUGCCAGAGGAAGUCAAAUAUUUCCCCGCACUACAAAAACUGGAGCUGGAUGAUUUUCCCAAUCUAAUUUCAUUGCCAGACUGGUUUGGAGACCACCUCACUUCUCUUCAACACCUGGAACUAGUCAAAUGUCCGAAGCUUGAAACACUUCCAUCCAGCAUUCAAAUGAUGAUGACACUCCAAAGUUUGAAAAUAACUUGGUGCAAUGUACUGGGACCACGGUGUGAAAGGGGAGGAGAGGAAUGGCACAAAAUUAAGCACAUCCCGGACCUGACGAUUCUGUAAUACAAUUAAUAUAUUCAUGUAUUAUGUAAUAAAGGAUUUGUGCACUGUCCUGUAAGUGUGGGAAAGACCAACACUAGUACCUAUUUUAUACCAUACCCAGUUGAUAUGAAUUUAGUCAU